GGUUGAAGAAGGAGAGGGAGAAGGAUGCAGGAUCAGAGGAGGCGAAAAGCAGAGCAAGUGAAAGAUGGAGAAGUAGGACAAGUGCGGCCAUACGUCGAGAGCGAUGCAGCUAAUAUCCGAGCCAGAACGGAGGGAGGAUGGAGCGGAGGAGAGGAUGUCGGUCGCACAUGUGCAAGGUCUGAUUGGUUCUACAAGCUUCCCUCUGCAGAUCAGGAGCGUCCCCAUUUUGGAAACAAGGUUAAAGCCUAUCUAAGACCCGUUUUUGGUUUCCCGAACCAGCUCCGGCCCGGGCCUCAGUCCGCGGUCUCGAGUUUGAUAGCUGGCUGUUAAAGACGACAGCACACCGGCUUAACGCUGCCAGGCGGCCCCUGUGCCCCAGCCACCAAGAUGGGAGACAGCAGAGAUUCUCGCAGUCCAGACAGUUCGUCUAUGUCUUCCCCUCCAUCGGGCCAACGCUCGCCCCCGCUGGUUCCCUCAGCGGCGUCCAUGACUUCGCUGGCACCCAUCACCACCAGCGGGGUCAACAGCCCCAUCAGCAGCAUCGGCUCGCCCUUCUCUGUUAUUAGCUCGUCACUGGACUCCCCCUGCCUGCCCGGCACACCGUCGGUGGGCUACGGCCCAAUCAGCAGCCCCCAGAUCAACUCGACAGUGACCAUGUCAGGGCUCCAUGCGGUGAGCAGCUCCGACGAUGUGAAACCUCCUCUUGGCUUGAAGCAGCUGUCGUCCCACAGCCCGGGGCCCAUGCUUUCCCAGAAACGCCUCUGCUCCAUCUGUGGAGACAGAUCCUCUGGUAAGCACUACGGCGUCUACAGCUGCGAGGGCUGCAAAGGCUUCUUCAAGAGAACCGUGCGGAAAGACCUGACCUACACCUGUCGGGACAAUAAAGACUGCACGGUGGAUAAGAGACAGAGGAACCGCUGCCAGUACUGCCGCUAUCAGAAAUGCCUGGCCAUGGGCAUGAAGAGGGAAGUGGCCAAGAUGAACAACAGAUCUGUCCAAGAGGAGCGGCAGAGGAACAAGGAGCGCGAAGGCGAGGUGGAGUCCACCAGCGCGGUGAACGAGGAGAUGCCGGUGGAGAAGAUCCUGGAGGCUGAGAUGGCUGUAGAGCAGAAGACGGAGCUUCAUGCGGAUGGAAGUUCAGGCGGCAGCUCUCCCAAUGAUCCUGUCACCAACAUCUGUCAGGCAGCAGACAAGCAGCUCUUCACUCUGGUGGAGUGGGCCAAGAGGAUCCCUCACUUCUCAGAGCUCCCUCUGGAUGAUCAGGUCAUCUUGCUCCGCGCAGGCUGGAACGAGCUCCUGAUCGCCUCCUUCUCCCAUCGCUCCAUCUCUGUGAAGGACGGCAUCCUGCUGGCCACCGGCCUCCAUGUCCACAGGAACAGCGCCCACAGCGCCGGCGUUGGAGCCAUCUUUGACAGGGCGAACAAUGCUGAGGUUGGGGCCCUAUUUGACAGGGUUCUAACUGAGCUUGUAAGCAAAAUGAGAGACAUGCAAAUGGACAAGACAGAGCUGGGCUGCCUUCGGGCUAUCAUUCUCUUUAACCCAGAUGCCAAGGGUUUGUCCAACCCCAGUGAGGUGGAGCUCCUCAGAGAGCGGGUUUAUGCGUCUCUUGAAGCGUACUGCAAACAGAAAUACCCCGAUCAGCAGGGCAGGUUCGCCAAGCUCCUCCUGCGACUCCCAGCACUGCGCUCCAUCGGUCUGAAGUGCCUGGAGCAUCUGUUCUUCUUCAAGCUGAUCGGCGACACGCCCAUCGACACCUUUCUGAUGGAGAUGCUGGAGGCGCCUCACCAGCUGACCUAAGGGAGCCGCGCUCAGACCCGGUCCGGAUCCGACGCACAGCAGGGUUAUGGCCGCGGCCCCCAGUGUCUGGUCACUGGCUCCUCCUGUUGGGCCUCGCUUAACUGCAGCACCUGCUGGUUUUAAUGUGCCAGCGUUCACACACACACACACAUACACACACAUUUCCUGUCACCACGCUCACUAUAUCCACCCAUGCACAUGCAGAUCACUGAAACUGGAUACAGGAACUGAAAAGAUAUAACAAAUCCACAGAAAAAGGCUUGAAGCUAAUAGUUGCUAACGCUCACCCACGCAUGGAUUUUCACUAUUGUUUCCCGUGAUCACUUUUCCUCUGCUGGGGUGUCGACUCUAGGAACCGUGACACCCAGACAGCAAAACGUCUUAAUUUAAGUCAGACGCCAGUUUUCACAUCUUCAUGUUCUCAGUGGGACUUUUGCUUCUGCACAACCGGUGUUUUUCCCCUCUUUUCUUUUCACUUUGGUUACUUACAGCUACUGCCAGCUGCACCUCUGUUCUGUUCUACUCAGAACGAGCUGCUUAGUUUGUUUGUUUUUCACCAUUUGAGCUGAAAAAAAUCAGGUGCUUAGCAUUUGAAUCAACUGUCCAGCGUCGAAACGAAAUCAUGCAAAGACAUCAUCAGAGCAAAUUUAUUCAAUCGGGUAAACAUAGAAAUAUUAUUUUUUUUUCUUUGUAUUCACGCAGAAACUUGUUAAGAGUUUCUAUUUUUGAAGUACUGUACUCAUGAAAUGAGCGCUUUUUUAAGGCAUUGAAAUCCAGGAAAAGGGGGCCGGGAGUGCUUUGUUUAAAAAAAAAAAAAAGAAAAGAAAACGAAGCCCCCCCACCCGCCCCCACCCUGAUGCGCACAGCGGGCUUUGUAAGAAAGGAAGAAUGACUUGAAUAAUUUUUUUUUUCUUUUGAUUUUUAAGUUUAGAUUUUUUUUUCUCCAGUUCGGCAUUUUAAAGACGCUUGAAGCUUACAGGAAGUAAAGCUUCUUGCAAUGAAAAAAAAAGUAUUUGUUUCUCUUUUUAUCUUCCGCCCCCCUCCCCUCCCCCUCUUCUCUCGUGGUCAUUAAUGCACUUUUGUGAGUUGUAACUGUGUAAAUGUUCCUGUUCCCUAAAAAUGACCACCCCCCCUUCCCAGACACCUAAGAGGAACUUGAAGGUACUAAGUGUAGGUUUUUUUUCUCAUUAUUGCAAACCUAACUUGUUGAACUUGGCGAGCGAUUGUGGAGUUUCGGUGCAGAUUUGGGCCGGGUCGGGUCUUAAACCGGGCUGGAAACCGUGACGAGGGUCUGCCCCCUAACGAGCAGCACGGCUUUUAUCCAAGAGGCCAUGAAAGAGGAAAUCGUUUUCAGUAAUCGUGUGUAUAAUCGGGACGGCUUGUUUCUGAGCGUCGCUGAGGAAACAAACGUGUCGGACUUUUGAAGCGUCCUGGGACCGUACGCUGAGGGUGUCGGAGCUAAAAGACGUGGCUCGGCUUCGCUUUGUUCUGUUUUAGAAACAAGGUGCUGAGCGCUCGUUAGCUGCGCUUCGUAAAGACGCAGCAGAGGAGUCGGAGGCUGGAAACAGAAACGAUGCCACGGAGGGAAAAGUGUAGACGGUAUCGACUGGUGUUAACAUUUAGCAGAACCUCGGACCGCUGGCUGUGAACGUGGAUCGAUAGGCGGUGCGUCCCUGUUGGUAUUAGGACAGGAUGUCUUGACUAGUGUUAAAAUAAGGCCAUUUAUUUCUGCCCGACAGUAUAAAGGAAAUCCUACACCUACUACCUGUGGAUCUGGACGUUUUGUUGUGUGUUUGCUUGAAUCUUUUGUACAAUAGCUGUAAAUAAUACCAAAAAAAAAAAAAAAAAACAGAGAACUCCUGCAGAAACAAUGGUCUCCCCACACUUCGGAGAGUGAAACUCGUGGCUUCAAAGAAUUAAAAUUCCUGUAUUUUUUUUCUUUGUCUGUUAAUCAAACAUGACGUUUUUUUUUUUUUUUAUCUCUGGAGAACAUGAAACUGGCCGGGGCCAGAGCCACACCUCAUUGCUGCUUUUUGCACCAGCUUCUGCCAAUGUUUCCUGUCGUUCCCAGUAACCCAUUGGCUGGACGUCUCUGUUGACAUUAGCACUUGACAUUUUACUGUGAUUUCAAUUUGUGAAGAACCGAAUCGGUGAAACGGUCAAAAGCAGCUACGACGCGUUCAGAAGAAAACCCUCCACGCACCCUCUAAUGUGAGCAACACUGGGGCACAGAUUUACUUCCCUUUGCAGGCAGCGGUGUAUUUAAAGAGUUGGUAAACUAAAGUAUAUUUAGCCGCCUCCUUAGUCAGCAGAUUUAAUAGGAAUUAGUCUUUUCUAGCGAGGAGGUACAGCUGUCUUCUUCCAGGUGCUAAAUCAUCCAUGUGGUCUUUUAAAGGCCUGCACAUUCAUUCACAUCAAUGCAAACACAGUAUGCAAGAACAGGCGAGUCGCACGACGUUCCCCCUCUCAGCUGCACAGAGAUUUGUUCUCUUCUCCAUCAUCAGCUCGGCCGCAGUCUGGAACGACUGACGGCGGCGUUCCUGUAGAGUUCGGGUUCUAGAGAGAACCUGAAGCGGUGAGACGUAGGAAGCUGCAGGGUUUGAGGAAGCGUUGAGCGUCCAGCUCAGCAGAUGAUCCCUAGUUUGUUUCAGAGAGUUUUGCCUCCCUGUUGUUGCGGCAUAGAGGUUUGACCUGUUAAACGGGUGAUUUAUUUUAAUUAUGUUUGCCUAAACCGUAGACUUCUGCCUUCCUCCCGUCUUUAUAUGUUUGGUCAAGCUAGUGGCGUUUUCUCCGCUGCCAUUAUUUGCAGAGAGGUCAGCUUCUUGUGCAGCAUUGCUGACUCAAGAUUGUUGGCGAAGGAAAGCAAGAGAUGGAGGCGUCCUGGUGAUUUAGGUGACCCUCCAACAUCUGCCAGCCGUCUCUGCCGUGUAGGAAAGUCUCAGCGCUCCACUGGUGUGGCUUUAGGAUGCCGCUUUGACACCUGAGUGAGAGUGAUUCUGUAGCUGCUGAGCAUUUAGCUCUGUGGUCCGGAUCAGAGUUCAGUCGGACCCCAGGAACCCAUAACAAGCAUUUUUUUUUUCCUCCUCGUAUCUCGGCGGUGAAGCCGACUGCAGGAUCUCUGCUUUCUCUCCUCUGACUGUUUGAAACGUUUCUUUUCGGAGCUUCCUGUCUUGAAUGUUUGAGCCUACCGCUACUGCACGGUGUCCAUGACCAGGGAGGAGGACAAAAACGCUUUGAAUAUUUAACGGCGAUCACUCAGAUGAUUAAACAGCUAUUCUGCUACAUAUGCACCAUGUUUCUGUCUGUUUCAUUGAUUUGUCUGUUACAUGAUAUUAAUUAGCAGCACAGUGAUUUUCCCCCCCCAUCCCUCCUUACUUGUUCUGCUUUAGGUUGUUCUGUAUUUGUGUCAUUAUUUAGCUGAGAGCUUAGCUUUGAAUGAUUUAGAAACAUGCAGUGAUGAAAGCUAUAGACUCAGCGCAGGCUCUUAAGCUAAGCCACUUCUAGCUCUGCUGAGCUGGCAGUCGAGUGUUUUAUUUUUUUUUAAACCGCGUUUUUAUGCAUUUAUGUUCAUUAAUCUGCAGCUACACCUUUUUAACUGGCAGAAACUGUAACUUUGGCUGUGACGUGCUGAGCGUUGUGGAGUGAAGAAACUAAGCUGGUAUGUUGAGCUUUAUUAAAACAGCCGGGCCUCCCGGCGGCGGUUUGGCCCCUCUCAGCUGCCGUAGCUACAGCGGCUUGCCUCGCCCGCUCGGGCUUCGCGCUGGAAUAGACUUGCAGCUAAAAACCUCUGGUUCUCGGACUGUUUGAGGACGUGAAGCUUUUUUUUCUCGCCGGGAGGCUGUAGAGACGAGGAUUCGGAGCCGCGUGUCCCUCUUUGCUUACCUUUACUUGACGGCAGAGCUGCGAGGAUCUGCGUGAAUCGCGAAGCCCCGCCCACAAAUGCUUGUCAUUGCAAGUGUGCACUCAAGGCCGACGCAUGCUGCCACCUUCUGACUGCGUGGCGGUACUGCUGUCGCCGUCUUUGUUACGUUGUUGAAACUUCUUGUGUUUUAUGAGUUCAGAUUUUUUUUUUUUAAACGGAUGGCAGGAUCUGACCUGAGGGCGUCGUCGCACGUUCCCCCGGAGCCCCCGCUGUUUCAAUCAGAGGGCCAGCGUGUGCUAUGCAGCCCUCAAACCACCACCCUCACACUUUUCAAUCACUGCCAAGCUGUUUGCAGCCAUCUUUAAUGUGGGGCCUCUCAGUCCUCGUCACUUCUGUAAAUGGUGAUUCUGGAGCAGCACAGUGAAGACGGUGCGCUCACCUCAGCCUGAGUAGUGCUUUCUGAACAGGGGCCCUGAUAGGAAUGGGAGUGGCAGCUUGUGUGGAGAGGGCAGGCCUGGUCACAGGACGGAGAGGCGGACCAGAGCGCGGACCCCUCUGGGUGCUCAAGCUGAUCAUUUGGUGCUUUUAUAGGGUCCCACAACCUGACGACAUGCAUAGGAGCGAGGCUGAACCUGCUAGGCUGUGGUUGUGACUACAGCUGGGAACUAUAAGAGUUGCAGUUCAGAGAUAAAAACCCCGACCAGGACGGUGAAACAUCCUGACAGGAAGGACUGGUCCAGUAUGGCAGGUCUGCUGCAGGAUGAGGGGGUUAUUCUUAAAGGUCGGGUCAGAAGCGGGGAAAGUAUUUAAAUGACUGAUCAGGCGUUCAGUUAUUGAUCGAGAGGAUAAAUAGAAGAAAAAAACGAUUUCCCAGUAGAUCUAGGAUCUUCCUUAAUCUUUUACUCUUCAUCUUAAAAACCUUCACACGAUGUUUCUUUGUCUUGUUUCUCGUCUCCAUCGACUCCAACUAUGCUAUCCUCCUUUUAUUACCAAGUAUUAAACACAUGCAAGAACUGAAAAAAAAAAUGAUCAGAACUGAAUCUGUCACUCUUCUGUUUCUCUCUCCCUCUUUUGUGUCUCGUUUUUGUCCUGUUUGUAUUCUUCUCCAUUUUCCUCGUGGAGCUGAUUGACUUAUUGUGUGCUUUGGGGAUUGAAAGAAGAAAAAAAAAAUAUGAAUAAUAUUUUUUUUCAGUCAUUAAUUCUGAAUCUUGUUUCUGUUUGUUGUAUCAUGUCCGAGUAAAAGUUUUAAUACUGUA
Messenger RNA from Fundulus heteroclitus (mummichog), 6915 nucleotides. RefSeq names its product retinoid x receptor, beta a (gene rxrba). Lineage: Eukaryota; Metazoa; Chordata; Actinopteri; Cyprinodontiformes; Fundulidae. Gene Ontology annotation, molecular function: retinoic acid-responsive element binding; nuclear steroid receptor activity; zinc ion binding. Gene Ontology annotation, cellular component: nucleus; RNA polymerase II transcription regulator complex. The record is from RefSeq and is a predicted model, not a curated record. Gene Ontology annotation, biological process: cell differentiation; positive regulation of transcription by RNA polymerase II; response to retinoic acid. Bases 388 to 1797 code for a protein of 469 amino acids. The transcript is spliced from 14 exons.